Molecule: messenger RNA, 3598 nt
Organism: Orbicella faveolata
Lineage: Eukaryota; Metazoa; Cnidaria; Anthozoa; Scleractinia; Merulinidae
Source: RefSeq, a predicted model, not a curated record
UCUGAGACAUGAUCGAUAAUGGAUCUCUGUAGAUCUCAAGAGCAGCUGGAAUUUUUUGGCCCCAACGUCAGUUAAUUUGGUCUCGUAGAGUAUGUGUUGUGUUUGUUAAGAGGGGCUACAUGUACAUGCAAUUUUGACACAUGUUUGUUUUCCUUCACAUCUACAUUAUAGGUCAUAGUUCAUAUGAUUCAAGUAAUUUAUUCCACAGCACGCCCAAAACAAAGCCCAUAUCUUCAUCUUUCUCUUCAACAUCACCAAGUAUUUACAAACCCAGAACAAGCAACACAAGCUACCAGACAGGUGUUAGUCCAUCCCGUGUCCAGCGGAGUAAAUCUCCAUUGCGUAGCACAAGUCCUGUCCGUCGACCAGUAAGUCCUAGUAUACACAGAGCAACAAGUCCAAGACUACACAACAGCUCCCUCUCUCCUACCAGUAAACAGCUCUCUGACGUUGACAGUGAUACAAUCCAAAGACAAAGGCGUGAACUUCAGUUACUUAUAGGAGAACUCAAAGAUAGAGACAGAGAAUUAAAUGAUAUGGUACAAGCCCAUCAAAAACAGAUUGUAGCAUGGGAAGAGGACAGGCAGAGGGUGUUUGCUCUUGAGAAAAGAUCCUCUAGGCUUGAAAGUGAACUUAAAAGUAGAAAUGAACAAUUGAAAGGAAUGCAAGCAAGGCUAAAGGCUUCAGAAACAGAAGAAAAGAACAAAGGCAAAGAACUGGAAGAUACUCAGCUCCAACUUCAACAAGUUUCUGAGCAUGCAAAUACUUCACUUCACCAGGUGCAGGAACUUGAAGAGAAGAAUAGUGCUUUAACGUCAUCCAUGAGAGAGUUAUCAAACACAAUAGGACAGCUUCAAGCCAGAGAGCAGGAACUUUUAACAAAACUUAAACUUAAGGAUAACGACAUCAUGGAAGCAAAUGUAAGCUUAGGGGAAUUACAGCAAAAGAUAAAACGACUUGAAGGCCUGUGUCAGGAAUUAAGAAAAACUGAAAGCUCAUUGAGGACAGAAAGAGACCAGUGGAGAGACCAGGCGACAGCGAAUAAACAUGAAGUAGAAAAACUUAGAGGUGAUAUUAGUAAACAGUUUAGUGAUGCAGACGAGGUUCAAGCGGAAUUAGCAAAGACAAAGCAGGAGAUUUUAGUCUUGCAAAAAGAGCUCUUCUUAUCAGGUGAGAGAGAAAAGAGGAAAGAUCAGCUACUUGAUUUACAAAAGUCAAAACAAGAAAGAACAGAUUCAGAGCUUCAAAACCUUCGACAGAUCUGUGAACGACAACAACGCGACAUUUCCUACAUGCAGCUCCAGUUACAAAGUUCUCAUGAUAUGUUAUCCAAACAUGUCACGGAGCCUGAUAAAAUCUCAGAGGUGGAGUCUAAUCCUCCAGAUGAGGAGAAGAAAGCUAUCAACAGCUUUUACGAUGCGACAAGUUACAAUCUCAACGGCGAUUACUUCGACAGCCAGGACGAAGCAUCAACCAGAUCAAUGGAUUAUGACGGUCCGAUAGUUUCUAAGGGAGUUGAUGGCGAUCUGUCUGCCUAUAUUCCCGGAGGUGGUGGAGUGUCCGCCCUUUCCAUGCACGCCACAGCCGGAAGUGACUUGACUGAUGACUUUGACAACCUAUCUCACGAUCCAUUGCAGUCCGCAAUGACUUCAGACAGAGGCUUCGCAAGCUCCAAUGUAGAAACGUUCUUGCCACCAAGAAAUCCAUCUUACUUCAGCACUCCCAACACACGAACCGACAUGUACCCACCGAUAGGCAACAUGUCAAUCACGAGCGCCAGGACAGAGGACCACACUAGCUUUUUACCUUUCUCGGCUGGUAGGCCUGUGGAGUUGAAUUCCGCGACACCGUCAAGGCCUGGGGAUGCGUUUUCUCCUUAUUCAGCUGGUAUGUCUGUGACGAAGUCGUCACCGCCUAAGGCGGAGGGGGACAGUUCACCGACCAGUAAACUUCAUCGUCUGCUGGCGGAGUCUCGUCAAAUGGUUCAAAACCUCGAACAAUCUUCCACCUUCUCUCUGACCGGAAGUCCUAAGCAGGACUCUACAGUUCCUACAAGUGACCAGUACACACCGCCACAAAGACAUCUGGCAAGUCCUCUACAAUCACGUCCCCUUCAUACGUCCGCCGAAUGAAAAGUACGUGAAGAGUCGUCACGACGUUCAACUGAUCAUUGCAGAGUCCAGCGUGUGACACAGCACCAUUUAUCCCAUGCUAUGUGCCAAGUUUGUGAAAAGACAUGUUAACAUCGAUAUUAUUGGUUCACUUAACUUACUGCCGUCUUGAAUCACGCUUUCGGUCGUUUUGUCGAGUCCUCUCGGACACUUUCGUAACAAAUUCGUAUGAUUAUCGGAAACCCGAGUGCUUGGUCAGAAGCCGAUACUGCUCGAUUCAAGAUGGCUGCAAACAGUUAUUCCAGUGAAUAUAAAUAUUGUUUUUAAACAGAUAGCUUAGCUUGAGUAACGCUUGUGUUUUAAUCUGUACAUAGAAAAUGUUGGAUAGAGACCAACCCUAUUUUGUUUUUGAGUUUACGACGCAUCUCGUAAAAAUCCAUUCCUUUAAAUUCACUUCCCAACGCGUAAAUUAAAAGGAACUCAGUCACGGUAUUUGGAGUUAUUUUGUAAACAUACAAAAUUACAUUUAAAUUGAAGGAAACCUGAAAAUAAUAGUUAACUAAGUUUGAGAAACACAAAAGAGAUAAUAUUAAACUAUUAAGGAACAAGGCUGGUUAAGGAUGCUGAAGAUUGACACGGGUUACAAACGAACUUGAAAAAUUUAAGCUAGACUUUUUAAAAUGCUCAAACAGUGACGUAGCUUCUUUAUUUAAGUUCGUCGUUGGUUUGACAUUUUAUUCUUUAUCUUGGCUAAGAACGGCAGAAAAUUAAGGUGUUCUUUAAGCUCCUCAAAGUUAAAAUGUAUGAUUUUAGUAAGCGGUCAUAUAUUUUUCUUAAACGAAGGCAAAUGCGUUGAUUUGAAAGAGUAAGCUGUACUUUCACGCCGGAAUACCGCCUGAUGUUUUUUCUCUUUAUUCUGUGUUGGCUGAAGGUUGUGGUGAACACUCCAGUGUAAAAAAUGGGGCCAAACUGUCUCUAUAGUUGGUUAGAGGGGACGGGAAGUCUCUCUUACGAAAAACUGGUGACAAGACGCCGUUUUUUUCUCGAUUCGUCACUGUAAUCUAUGCCUCCGUCGUCCAAACCCUUUAAAUCCGUAUUCGCACGAAUUUUAAGCGCAUGAAGCCAAUUCAAUGAAAGAACCAUUUCGUCACUUUAAAUUCCCCAUAAAAUGUCUUUCAUCUCUGCCAAUAUUUAAUCAAAAACCCAUCGUGGAUCAUUCUAGAUUACUUACAAUUCCUUCCACUGUAAUAUUGAAGCAUUUUAUUUUGUAGUUAGUUUCCAUGAUCAUUUCAUCUUUUUAUUUUCAUAUAGGGUUUUUACUAGGUACAAAUGAUUGUAGGUAGAUCUUCAUAUUUAAUAGAUAGUAUUUAAAUGAUGUGAAUGUAGACUUGUGUAUGAACAAUUGAUUUAUUUAAUUCAGAAUCCUGUGAUCUGAACGAGUGAAAUUGAAUGGGAGAAAAUGGAUAAUAAACUGUGAGAAUUCUGAA